UUAUAGAAGUGAAAAACCGGCUACGUGAAGAAUUUCAAAAAAUAGAAGUGUUAAACCGAGCAAAAAGUGAAGAAUACGAGCAAAUAAACGAAAUAAGUGACAGAGGGAAGCGGGAGGAAGUAUUUUUCCAUCGGAAUUACCGUGAAAGAGCGAAAAAAAGUGAAUUAGAAAACUAGAGAAACUGAUCGGCGUGCACAAAAGAGAAAAAAGAAGAAAAACAAGUGGAUAGAUUAAAUACAGAGAAAAAGAAGAUAUAGUUUAAGAAGAAGAGAAAAAGCAACAGUAAACAAAUCGAGUAAUUUUAAUGCAAAAGUGAAUAAGAUAGGACAAGGGAAACCGAGAGAGAAACAAAAUGAGUAGAAACUCUCAAAUCCAAACCAGGCAGAGAUAUACGAAGACAGCGGUAGGAGUAAAGCAGAACGCAAGGAAGAACCACAACGCUAACCAGCCACAGGUGGGGGCAAAAGAGGGCACGAUCGAUCCGCCAGAGCAUUGGACCGGAGAAGUGCUCUAUCUGGAACCAAUCGAUUUCGAACAACCCACCCAACAGCACCCGGUGGACGUAGGGAAAUGCUUGCGGCUACACAACGUCACAGGAUUCCGAGACAUCCAGAUGAUUGGCAAGUUCCGGUUCAAGGUUACCUUCGGAACCACGGAAGAGGCAAGGAAGCUAACAGGGUUAACGAUGAGGGAGCACAACCUGAAGUGCUACGUGCCGCAAACGUUCCGGGAAAGCAUCGGGCUGGUGAAAGAUGUUCCAUGCAAAUACGGAGAGAAAGAACUGCUGGAGGAGAUCGAAGCAGACGUAGCCAUCACGAAGGUCGAAAGGGUACACCGGAUGGACCAAGCAAAGAAGCUAGUACCGACGAAGAAUGUGAAGGUCACGUUCAAGGGCAAGGAGAUUCCAGGGUACGUCGUGUUGUACGGUUGCAAAAUGAAAGUGGACCUUUUCCUGUUUCCGGUUAAGCAAUGUAGGAACUGCUGGGGGUACGGCCACAAGACGAACAUCUGUAAACGGUCGAAAAAAUGCGGAGCUUGCGGGAAACCAUCCAGCGAACACGACGAGCAGUGCAUCGAGUUUCGGUGCAUCAACUGUCAGGGAAAUCACGCAGCGGAUGCCCAAGAAUGUCCAGAACGGCGAAAACAGCGAAAAAUAUCCGAAAAAAUGCAGCAAAACAAACUAACGUACAAAGAAGCAAAGAGCAGCUUUCUGCAGAAUCAAUUUCAGCUGCUGCAGGACUACGAAGAAGAGUUUCCUGAAAUCGACACAAGAUCGGAAGCGGGAACUACAGUGACUGAAGGCAGAAGGGCGUGGAGACCCAAACAGAGCCAACGAGUAAGCAACAAGGGAGAGGCAAAGCAGAACAAAGAUACAGAACAACGAAAACACAGCGGGAAUAGAACGAGCACGAGGACUUUGGAUGAAAAUCCGUAUAAAAGUACGGAGUUCGAAAGGAUGCUGAUGGAAAUGAAGGCGUUUUGGAAGAAUGUAGGGUUGGUAGGGAAGCUGAAGCAACUGCAGGAAGCGAUCAAGGAGGAGAUGUGCAAUAAGCAAACGGACAUAAGUUACGAGGAGCUCAUUAUCAGGAUAAGCACGGUGAUAGGAGAAAUAGCAGGAGAGGUGGUUAGUAAUAUGGCUACAAGCGAGGAACGAUUAAACAAAAAGUCAGAAGAAGAUAGCAGUCAGAACAAUGGAGUGUAAAAAUAUAAAAG
This is a messenger RNA of Aedes albopictus (Asian tiger mosquito), 1713 nucleotides long. RefSeq lists its product as uncharacterized. The transcript has a single exon. The coding region runs from base 353 to 1702 and encodes 449 amino acids. The record is from RefSeq and is a predicted model, not a curated record. Lineage: Eukaryota; Metazoa; Arthropoda; Insecta; Diptera; Culicidae.